AGAUUGUUUACCAUUAACAAAUAAUGAAAAGUGGAUGAUAGUUAAUGUUCACAAAUAUUUUUCUGAUGCUACUUCAAUAGACAAACAACAUCAAAAACUCUCAUUAUGCAAGUAUGUUGCCCUAGUACUGGGCAUUUUAAAAAAUAUAGUUGGAAGUGUAGUGGCUAAUUGGAACAAACAUAAUGAUAGUUCAUUUUUACUUCACAAAAAUCUUGGUUAA
Dentiscutata heterogama is the source of this 220-nucleotide messenger RNA. NCBI's taxonomy places the organism in Eukaryota, Fungi, Glomeromycota, Glomeromycetes, Diversisporales, Gigasporaceae. The record is from the annotation of a GenBank genome assembly.